This is a messenger RNA of Oncorhynchus masou masou (cherry salmon), 903 nucleotides long. Its product is annotated as voltage-gated potassium channel subunit beta-3-like. Gene Ontology annotation, biological process: potassium ion transport; regulation of potassium ion transmembrane transport. Gene Ontology annotation, cellular component: voltage-gated potassium channel complex; cytoplasm; membrane. The record is from RefSeq and is a predicted model, not a curated record. The transcript has 11 exons. NCBI's taxonomy places the organism in Eukaryota, Metazoa, Chordata, Actinopteri, Salmoniformes, Salmonidae. Gene Ontology annotation, molecular function: transmembrane transporter binding; potassium channel regulator activity; voltage-gated potassium channel activity. Bases 1 to 903 code for a protein of 300 amino acids.
AUGGCAGAGAGCCUGAUGACCAUAGCCUAUGACAACGGAGUGAACCUGUUUGACACAGCAGAGGUUUACGCUUCAGGAAGGGCUGAGACGACUUUGGGUAAAAUCCUAAAGAAGAAGGAAUGGAGGAGGUCUAGUUAUGUGGUGACCACUAAGAUCUACUGGGGAGGACAGGCGGAGACGGAGAGAGGGUUGUCUCGGAAACACAUCAUUGAAGGUCUGAGGGAUUCUUUGUCUCGGCUGCAAUUGGAGUAUGUUGACAUCGUCUUCGCAAACCGCACAGACAUCAACUCACCUAUGGAGGAGGUGGUGAGGGCGAUGACGUUUGUGAUCAACCAUGGCAUGGCCAUGUACUGGGGCACGUCACGAUGGAGCGCAAUGGAGAUCAUGGAGGCAUACUCAGUAGCGCGGCAGUUCAACCUCAUCCCUCCAGUGUGUGAGCAGGCAGAAUACCACUACUACCACAGAGACAAGGUGGAGGUCCAGCUACCUGAACUAUACCACAAGAUAGGUGUAGGAGUGAUGACGUGGUCCCCUCUAGCUGGAGGUCUGAUAUCAGGGAAAUACAACGACGGAGUUCCUGAAGACUCUAGAGCUGCCAUGAAGGGCUAUGUGUGGAUGAAGGAUCGAAUAUUCAGUGAGGAGGGACAGAAACAGCUGGCCAAGAUCAAAGAGCUCCACCCUCUGGCUGAUCGGAUGAACUGCACCCUAUCUCAACUCGCUAUCGCCUGGUGUCUGCGUAGUGAGAGGGUCAGCUGUGUUCUCCUGGGGAUCACCAACACAGACCAGCUGCAAGAGAACCUCGGCUGUAUCAGGGUCCUCUCCCAGCUUUCCCCUCAGACCGUAGCAGAGAUGGACGCUCUCCUGGGAAACAAACCCCGCCCCAAGAAGGAGGCUCUCGCAUAA